This is a messenger RNA of Neoarthrinium moseri, 807 nucleotides long. RefSeq lists its product as uncharacterized. Bases 1 to 807 code for a protein of 268 amino acids. NCBI's taxonomy places the organism in Eukaryota, Fungi, Ascomycota, Sordariomycetes, Amphisphaeriales, Apiosporaceae. The transcript is spliced from 2 exons. The record is from RefSeq and is a predicted model, not a curated record.
AUGGACCAACUCCCACAAGACUUACUCUCUGUGACUGGGAAAUCUACCAGACAUAUUAAUAUUCUACUCAUCAAUCCUAAUUCCACCGGGUACAUGACUGAAGCCUGUCUCCGCUGUGUACAACCUACACUACCAGGACACGUCACCGUCGACGGCUUCACAUGUCCGAAGCCCGGGCCAAGUGCAAUCGAGGGCAAGGUGGAUGCUGUGCUAUCUGCAGCAGACUGCUUCCGGGCGCUGGCACCGCUUUUGCGAGAACCGGGGCGAUUUGAUGGAUUGCUCGUCGCCUGCUUCUCUGCGCACCCACUCAUUGCCAUGCUGCGUGAGGAGUACCCACAGCCGACGAUUGGGAUCAUGGAGGCGGCCCUCUAUGCAAGCCGCAUGUGUGGCCACAAGCUAGGUAUCGUCACUACAAGUGAAAGAUCGAGCGCGCUACAUACACAGUCCAUCAGCGAUUACGGACUCGAAGCUUACUCUGCUGGCUGUGAAACCGGCCAUGUUUCAGUACUAGAGCUGGAGUCCAAGCCUCAGGAAGAGGUGUACGCCAAUCUGGUGGCUGCAGCCAACAGGCUCGUAGAGAAAGGGGCCGACUGUAUCUGCUUGGGCUGUGCCGGGAUGACUGGGAUGCAUGAAGCCGUGAGCGACGCCGUUGGUAUGGCGGAGGGGAAGACGAUGGUCAUAGAUGGAGUUGCUUUGGGAGUACAGUUUCUCGUCGCCUUGGCACAAGAGAGUCUUAGCACGGCAAAAGGGGGUGCCUUUCGUAGCUCAGCAGCCGGACGGGAGAGAAGAGGCCAGGAUUGGCUAUAA